CACAGGCCAUAGAAAUGAUUAAGAAAUGUGUGUCCCUGAACUCUUUGAAAAAAAAUCCUAAAGCUUACCUCCUUUCCUGUCCUAAUGAAUAAUAGAUUGUGUAUACAGAAAUUUUAAGUUCCUGGUGUUUCGUUAUGUGUAUGAAUUUUCCUCUAUGAUUGCAAUGGUAUGCACCUUGUUUCUUUUUGUUUAUUUUGUAUAAAACUGUAUUCUAUACAUAACGAUAGUAUGUGAUGUUCUUGUUUCCAUGGCUGUAUGCUCCAAGUAUGUGCAUUCGGGUGCUGGGUUCUCAUCGGGCAGAUCACAUCUGCCUUUUGCCCUAGCAUCCGAGACUUCGUUGUCUGAAAUAAAGAACUGAAAUGAAAUAUCAGCUACUAUCAUUUCCUCUCUAACCCACACUGCUAUAUUCCUGUCUCUUAACACUUUUCGUUCCGUCACUCGUUGUGCAGUCUUUAACUUCUCCUCAAGCUUCUUUGGUACCCUCAAGUUUCUGCCUCAUAUCAGUACCAGUAGAAUUCAAUGUUUAUAUACAGUAUACAGGGUGUCCCAGCUAACAUUAGCCAGAGUUUAAAAAUAUGUCGAUGCUCUAUAAGAUGAUGUGACCAAAUGCUUGUUGCUGACUAUUGUAUAGGGUAAGUAACACUAUUUUUUUGUUUAAGAGGACGUCUUGUUGGGCGAGUUGGUCACAAUUUAUUGUGGGUAGUAGGCGCGAACACACACAAAAAACAAGAAUCUUGUGUCUCCUUCCUUGUUUCUUGUGUGUGUUCAAGCCUACUACCCAUAAUCAACUAUUUUUUGUAUCUGCUUACGUGCAUAAUUAGUCAAUAUUAAUUAACCAACUCCUGAAGCAAUGAAGUUAGGCAAGAAAUUCCAAUUAUAAAGUUGUAGAACAGUUUGCAAAACGUCUGAUUAAAGAGUUUCUAACUUUGUAUUUAUUAGGUAUUGGUGCUUCUCUACUUACUGUAUAUGUCUGCAAAAUACAAACAAAUAUACGAUAUCACAUGCCCGCUUGCACACCGUGAUUGCAGUGCUCCCAAAUAUUCUGCAUACAAACGAACAUAGCCUCUGGCAGGGUGUGCAGCUGCUUAAAACAACGUCAAGGCAGUGAUGCAGGUGUUGGCAGUAUGAUUAACGCCAGUGAUGUGUUUCCCUCGUGGUGGUACAUGAUAUUGAUAAACAGACGCAGACACAUCUGGCAGCCGUUGCUUUACUAGUUGGCCAUACUGUAAACAAUCAAGCGCCUGUAUGCAUGUGUUUUCGGAGCCUCGAAUGGCAUCUGCAUAUAUCCGAUGAUCGAGCUUCUUCCUCUGAUUAGUAUACUUUGCUCGCAAGGCUAAGCACACAACUAGCCAUUUCACCUACUGCAACCGAGUGUCAUCGAUCAACGCUGCCAUGUCAGUCAUAUUGUUUGUCUUCAAUUUAUUGGCUAUGGCUAUUAAGGUGACUAAGCUUUCUUUUGGCUUAUACAUAGUGGCCACACAUUCAGCAACAAGGAAUUUUAUAUGCCUGUUAUUUCAGUGAAGUGACGCCCCAUAUUUAUAUUAAAAUAAAUAAAUUGACUUCUCAGGUAUUAUAUACAUACCUUGUUUUACUUUUCUCACCAAUAUUUUUUUUAGAGUGACUGCCAUUGAUAUCAUGAUCGAACGACAUUAAUUUUUCCUGUGUAGCAAUACUACGGGUCGAAUGGCAUUCGUUGUGCUGAAUGUGAUUCGAAUCUAAUGAAAUUAAAAUGCCCAGUGUGACAAGGGUAUAAGCCACUUAUUAAGCUUUCAACAACAGCAGUAUGAUGACAAGACCAAACUUAUUCAAUUGUUUCAUAAUCAAUGAUGGCCUUCCAGCAGGAGAAGGCAGCAGAGAAAAUAGACUGAACACCCCUUAUUGGCUGGCCACCAAAAACAGUAGAACAUUGUUGAUAUGAUCCCUUGUCAUAUGAUUUUCCGACGCUAAUGCUUACAGUUGCAAACACACAAAAUGACCCAAACAGUUGCACUUAACGCGAUAACCCUAUUGCGAUAACACUAAUGCAAUAAGCAUCUUCAACUAUCCAUUUCACAGCACAUGUGGUGUAGCGCGGCUAGAAGCGCACUGUAUGCUUUUAAUAGGCAGUAAUACAAACGUGCUGCCAUUUCUUGCUGCAGCCGGCUUGAAAGGAGCAUCAUGUUUCGCUCUGGCAGCAUUGUAUUCUGACAUUGCCCACCAGCUCAAUUUCAUUUCAGUUUAAAACACUAUGCAAUAGGAAAACAAAAAAGCGCGUCUUGGGUCGCUCAUGUCUCACCAGCUGGAUGUCUCAUGAGGGAACAGAUUCUCACUAGGGGGCACACGAAAACUUCCUGCCAAACGCCUGCCUAUAAAAGCUGCUGACCUGAAUUCGAGUGCAAACGCAAACACGUUAAAGCCGCUAAAGCAACAACGCGAGUCUCGGGUGCCUCAGACCCCAAGAGCUCGAUGAUCGGUGCCUCGUGCUACAACAAACGUGCAACGCUUCAUGUAGAUUUCAACUGCAGUCGAAUAUGUUAAGGUUUUAGUGACUUCGGGUAGUACAACUUUUUCAUUAAUGUGUUUUUCUCAAAACAUAUGAAGAAGGUUCUACAGUAUUGAAAGUACCACCUAGAGCUUCUUUUUUAAACUAACAAUUAACAAAAAAUUCACCUGUGCAUGAUAGGACAAUUCAUCCUGAAGUUAGGUUACUCGAAGAGGCAGACAUUACUUGCAUGAGUUAUCGGAACGCAUAAUCGAAUAAAUAUGGAAGUUUCACCUAUUAGCUAUUUAACUAAUUAUUUAAUGACACAAAUUGGAAUUUACAAACAGUAUUCAGUGAGUUUGCAUGAUUUAUCCACUUCAAACAAAUUCUGAAAAUGACAUAUGGGUUUCAUGUCAGUUCUGUACCAAUUUUGUGCCAGUACUCUUUUUAUCUCUCUAACAAGGAACAGCAUGUGUAACUAACGUUGCCGUGCAUUCCCCUAAGGAAAAGCUUGGUUAAGCCAAAUUUUCAUAUAUGCAGCAGAACUUGUGAAUGUUUGGUUAGUUUCCCAUAGACCAAGUGCAAAAAAAAAGAAGCCUUUUAACCCAAACUGAUAAUUUGGUUAGGAAGAACUUUGCUACAUAUUCUACUUGACUGAGCAAAACAGUGUGAACCUGCUGACUUCCACGAGGCAGCUCUGCUCAGAUGAUUUGAAAGCAAAGACUCAUGAUAAGUGCCAAUAAACCAUGCUUAGAAAUUUCAGCCAUAUUCCGGUCGUAACAAUACAAUGGUAGGUUAGUGCGGGACCUACCUAAAAGAGACUAGCAGAUUUCACACCCCAGAUUAAAGGUCUUUAUUUCACAGAGAACCUCUCUGUUUAGUCUGCCGAAGCAAUCCAACUCUGAGCCAUCAUUGUUGCUGCCAAUUUUGUGCGGUCAUCCCUAGUGGAGUUGUCUUCCAUUUUGUUGAGCGCGUUCAACAGCACUGUCUUCUUGAACUGGUACAGUGCAACAAGGAAAGAAAGAAACAAGCCGUGCCAGCCAGAAGAAGCAACAGUGCGGCUUGUUUCUCUUCCUUUCCUUAUUGAACUGUACCAGUAUUAGAAUGCAAUGCCAACUCACCCAAUCCUCAACCCUAGUGGUCUUUUUGAAGCCGUAGAUUACAAUGUUGGGCAGUACCAUGCCCCAUGCUGGCGGGACCCAGUCAGACUGUUUCCAGAGGAGGCCUUCUUAUCCUCCCCGUGGGAGUGGGACCAUGUUCUCUGCCGGCCAUCCAAUCCACAGACAGUUUACAUACAUAGUCAUUGAGAGGCUUGUUCAAUGAGCCAUGCACUGCUGGACAGAUGUUAGGCCACCAAGAAUAACAGCCAAGCUUGCCUCAAUGUCUGACAGGUUUCCUUUCACACUGUUGACAAAAUGGCCCUUGUAGCUGGGAAACACCAACUAGGCAUACUGCUACAGUCACAGCAGAGCACCUGGUCAUCUUUUCUAGAGAAUGUCAAUCCAGUUGUGCAUUAAAGUUUCAUUCAUCCAUGGGCCCGGUGACUGUACCUUGGUGCAGUUCGCUAACCGCUUUGCUUUUGCCAUGCAGAUGGUCGUCUAUCGCAUCUACAACCUGCUGCUCCCUGUUCUGGCAUGCGCAUCCUCGAAUGCGUCGUCAGUGCAGGCUUUCCCUUGUCACGAAGACGGAGCGGCCACGUGCAAUCCUGUGCCUGGUUUCCACAUAUCGCCAUCUCCAUCUGCCUCACCGUUUGCAUGCCACCUACCGGUCCUGGAGCCAACUUGGAAAGAUUCAUCGCCAUCGACAGCCCUACCAGCUAUAAAGCAACAACCACCGUCGACGCAGCUCUGUGGGCCCGGUGACUGUACCUUGGUGCAGUUCGCUAACCGCUUUGCUUUUGCCAUGCAGAUGGUCGUCUAUCGCAUCUACAACCUGCUGCUCCCUGUUCUGGCAUGCGCAUCCUCGAAUGCGUCGUCAGUGCAGGCUUUCCCUGGUCACGAAGACGGAGCGGCCACGUGCAAUCCUGUGCCUGGUUUCCACAUAUCGCCAUCUCCAUCUGCCUCACCGUUUGCAUGCCACCUACCGGUCCUGGAGCCAACUUGGAAAGAUUCAUCGCCAUCGACAGCCCUACCAGCUAUAAAGCAACAACCACCGUCGACGCAGCUCUGUGGGCCCGGUGACUGUACCUUGGUGCAGUUCGCUAACCGCUUUGCUUUUGCCAUGCAGGUUAGUCAAACAUAUGCACUUUUUGCUAAAAAAUCAAGCAAUUAUCUUCUGGUACAGCUCCCGAGCCCACGGUGCUGCGUCGCGAUUGCCACUGAGUGCAUUUCUGUCAUCCGUCUGCUAUUAAUCAUAUCUGGUGAUGUCGAGACUAACCCUGGUCCUGCCAGCCUUGACAUUGUACUGGCCGAAUUGCAGAAACUAACCGCCGGCCAAACAACACUUGUGCAGGAGCUAAAGGGCCUGAAACUGCAGCGGACCACUACAGACAAAACAAUCAGUGACCUGAAUAAGCGCAUGACCGACUUAGAGGCCCAUUAUCAGGCUCUCAUGCCUCUACGCCAAGACAUAGAAAUACUGCAGACAACAUCAACUGAAACAACUCGCCUAGUCACAGCAUUAGAGGCCCGUUUCGACGACGCCGAAAACCGAUCUCGCCGCAAUAACCUGAUCUUCCACGGAAUUACUGACCCCACUACAAAUGAAACAUUUACUAAGUCUGAAGAAUUAAUAAUCCAGAUCUGCCGUAAUCAUUUACAAACCGACAUCAACCCUACAGAUAUAGAACGGGCACAUCGCUUAGGAAAACACACCAAAGAUCGAAAUCGUCCAAUAAUAGUAAAAUUCGCACAUUGGAAAACGAAAGACGCCCUUCUGUCAAAAGGCCGAAUGCUUAAAGGAACUAAUUAUAGUGUAGGUGAAGAUUUCUCUCGCCUGACUCAGAAAGCACGGAAGGCCCUUUUGCAUUUCGCCAAAUCUAAAUCACUUGCAUAUUCCCUACGCUAUAAAACUUUGUACAUUGGUCCUAAACGAUAUAUUUUUGAUGAAUCAUCUAACUCUGUAAAAGAAAUUGUGUAG
Dermacentor andersoni is the source of this 5539-nucleotide messenger RNA. NCBI's taxonomy places the organism in Eukaryota, Metazoa, Arthropoda, Arachnida, Ixodida, Ixodidae. The record is from RefSeq and is a predicted model, not a curated record.